Cynoglossus semilaevis (tongue sole) is the source of this 4655-nucleotide messenger RNA. It is a transcript of the gene ca10a, whose product is annotated as carbonic anhydrase Xa. The record is from RefSeq and is a predicted model, not a curated record. Gene Ontology annotation, molecular function: carbonate dehydratase activity; zinc ion binding. Gene Ontology annotation, biological process: one-carbon metabolic process. NCBI's taxonomy places the organism in Eukaryota, Metazoa, Chordata, Actinopteri, Pleuronectiformes, Cynoglossidae. Bases 1695 to 2681 code for a protein of 328 amino acids. The transcript is spliced from 9 exons.
CGUCAUAUAAAAACCAACUUAAGUCUAAUUAUUAUUAUUGUUAUUUUAAUCUGCUUGUGUUACAGGGUAGCACUGGGUGCGCGCAAACCUGCUCCCAAUUCCAGCGGCAUGCGCGUGCAUAACCGCCAGUGUCCUGACACAUUGACAGAGAUCCCUGUGUUAUAACUGUGUGCGCGUGCGUGUCUGUCGGUCUGCGUGUGGGGGUGUGUACGCACGCGCGAGCGCGCAUUACCGGACGAAGCAGUCAGUCUGUCUGUCUCUCUGUCAGUCUGUCUCUCUGUCUGUCUGUCUGUCUGUCUCUCAGACAUGUCCUGACAUAUUUACUCGCGCUUCAUUAACGCACACAACAUGCGCACGUAACACGCACUCAUUUCCCUGUACGUGUGCGUAAUUUUGAGGAAUUUAACCUGCCUUCAUAUAUGUGUGCGUGUGUGUGAGAGAGAAAAACAGAGAGAGAGAGAGUCUGACUGUGUGUGUGGGAUGGUGAGAGAGAGGGAAAACAAGCUCGCAGCAUUGCGUGAGAGAAAACCGGAAACGACGGCGUUUGGUGUCGAAAAAAAAAAAAAAAACCUCUCACAAAGAUGAAUGAUGACAGUUUGAAUGAACCAGUGGUGGUUGGUACUUUGGUCCAGUAAGGACUGAAGAAUCUGUAGGUACCAGAACCACACGAGUUAAUGGGACUGUAGGCUCUGGGUCAGAGAAAUGUAACCAACAACCUACUGUCCUGAACAGACGGAGACGAGUAAAUGUGUCGGACAUGAGAAGAACGUGGAACACUUUGUGGAUAACUCGUACAGAUGAGGAACCAUAAACACUCGUAGGCCCAGAAGAAUGUUACCCAUAUUAUGGGUGUGACCUACGACAGAACGAAUGACUCUGAACCAGAACCCAAACCAAACACUGCUGGGAAACGCCCAGUAAUUUAGUGGAGGGCUGGACGCCAGACCAACAGUACCUCAGUCCAUCACUAGACCUCAGACUUUGACCUGGGAUACGAAAAUGAAUAGUCCAAAAAUAUUUAUAUAUAGACCAAAGUGUAAUCUUUAAGAUAUUCUGUUGACGGUCAUGAACCCCCUUUUAUUGUGUUUUUAUUGUGAUAGCUCAGACCGGAAGCAGCUUUCUUCCCCGUCAGUUAUUGUCGCUGCUUCUCCGCAGUGACGGAGAGAAAAGUGUUGGUUCAGAGCUGAAGCUUCACCUGCAGAGGAGACUUCUCUCUGAGUUCGUCUCCUUCUCCAGGUGUCUCCUCCUCCUUCAUCCUCCUCCUCCUCCUGUUCCUCUCCGCCCACGCACACUCACGCACUCCACCAUGAUCCAGUGUCCGCGUUGAGAGUGCGAGGGUCCGGCUCUGGAUGGACGGAUGGAAGGACGUGGAUGGCUGAAGUGAUGGAAUGAUGGAUGGAUGAAGGGAUGUUGGACGCGGUGAACUGAAGGAGACGAGGGUUCCGUUUCCGUUUUCUCUUCCUCUCUUUUGGAGUUAUUUCUGCCUUCUUCCCAUAUCUGGAAUACUUUGUUGUGGAAAAAUCUGCUUUUGUCUUUUCGUCCCCAAACACCUGCUAUGACAGUGGGCUGGAAGAUACCUGCUGGGAGGGGAGGAAGGUGAGGGCUCCAGCACUGAAGAAGUCCCUCCGGUUCUGGUUUCACUUUUUCCGAAUCUCCGUAAAUUGUGCGUGAUGUGUGUGGAGUGAGAGCAGAGGAUGGAUAUAAUCUGGGAACUACUGCUGUUUCUGCAAGCCAACCUGAUCGUCUGUAUAUCAGCUCAACCCAACACACCCAAGAUCCAUGAAGGAUGGUGGGCCUACAAGGAGGUGGUGCAGGGCAGCUUCGUACCAGUGCCGUCCUUCUGGGGUCUGGUCAACUCUGCGUGGAACAUGUGCUCUGUGGGGAAACGCCAGUCUCCAGUCAACAUCGAGACCAGUCACAUGAUCUUUGACCCCUUCCUCAAACCCAUCAAGCUGAACACAGGGGGCAGAAAGGUGGGAGGAACCAUGUACAACACGGGUCGACACGUGUCCCUGCGCCUGGACAAAGAACAUCUGGUCAACAUCUCCGGAGGUCCCAUGACCUACAGCCACCGUCUGGAGGAGAUCAGGCUGCACUUUGGCAGUGAGGACGGUCAGGGAUCAGAACAUCUGCUGAAUGGACAGGCCUUCUCUGGAGAGGUCCAGUUGAUCCACUACAACCAUGAACUGUACAGCAACUACACGGAGGCUGCCAGGAGUCCCAACGGUCUGGUCAUCAUCUCCAUCUUCAUGAAGAUUUCAGAGACGUCCAACUCCUUCUUGAACAGGAUGCUGAACAGAGACACCAUCACCAGAAUAACCUACAAGAACGAUGCCUAUCUCCUGACUGGCCUCAACAUCGAGGAGGUGUACCCAGAGACCAGCAGUUUUAUAACCUACGACGGCUCCAUGACCAUUCCUCCCUGCUUCGAGACGGCCACGUGGCUCCUGAUGAACAAACCCGUUUACCUGACACGGAUGCAGAUGCACUCUCUGCGCCUGCUGAGCCAGAACCAGCCGUCGCAGAUCUUCCUGAGCAUGAGCGACAACGUGCGUCCGGUGCAGCCGCUCAACAACCGCUGCAUUCGCACCAACAUCAACUUCAGUCUGCAGGGAAAAGACUGUCCCAACAACCGGGCUCAGAAGCUCCAGUAUCGAGUCAACGAGUGGCUGCUGAAGUAACGUCGUCCUACUGUGACAGGGAUGAACCUGGGACACAGGUGAAGAGGAGGACGGGUGGAGGACCAUCUCAUCCACUGUCUUCUCUCUUCACCUCAUUGUACAAAGACCAAAAAAAAAAAAGCAGCUGAUUUUCAUCUGGAACUUUUGAACUUCACCAGAACCCAGACUCUUCUUCUUCUUCCUCUUCUUCUUCUUCUUCUUCUUCUUCUUGUCAUACAUGUGGAACAUCCUGGAUCUGAUGACAAGCCCCGCCCACUCUCAACAUUUUGAUACCAACAAUUUUUUGGGAGAAAAAUAAAACUGAGGCAUUUAUUACCUGAAAUCAACACCACAGUGUUGGAAGUUAAAAAAAAAAACUUUCAUAAAGAAAGUUUGGAUUAGUGUGAAAAAAAUCACUGCCCCGCCCAUCAUCCUAAACCCCGCCCCACCGUGUGAGUCUCACCUUGUCGAUGGAAUCCACUGAACUCUGAAGACCCAUUCCUGUCACUGAAAAAACACGGCAUGACGUCAGAAAAUCCAAGAACGGGAAGAGAGUCAGGGAAUGCUGCCAAAGUUCCCACGAGUUAAAAAAAAAAAUCAUCUCUGAGCUUCAGAACAUCUUUGGUCGGUUUGUAAAUAUGAAUCUUAUUAAAGUAACGCAGCAGAGUUAAAAAAAAAAAUCAAGACUUAACGGUCAAAAAGUUCUGGAACUCUGGUUUGUCUUAGGAAUUCUGGGGCAGUUCUGGAUUUCCAAGAGGUAAAAAGUGGUUUUGUUUGUUUGUUUGUUUACGAUGGUCCUACAUUGUGUUUGAGUGAUGUUUAUCAGCCCAAUAAAUGUGUCACAAAGUUCUGUCACUGGUCUAAAAUUUGUCACGUGGAACAAUUUCAAAUUUGUGAGCGAAAACCAGGAGCAAGUCUGGAAAACAGCCUGGAGAACAGCCUGGAGAACAGCCUGGAGAACAGCCUGGAAAACAGCCUGGAAAACAGCCUGGAAAACAGCCUGGAAAAGAGCCUGGAAAACAGCCUGGAAAACAGCCUGGAGAACAGCCUGGAGAACAGUCUGAAACAGGUGAGAACAAAAUCUCCAAAAACAACUAUGUUAAAGAUAUGAAAUUUGAACCACCUGCUGUUGGUAUUGUUCACACUGACAAUGUGUAACCAUGGUAUCAUCCAACAGGUGGCGCCACUGCUUUUUUGUUAACGAUGUGUCGAGCUGACGCCCACGACGGCCGGCGACGCACAUCAGGCAGUGACACGUGCAUGAAAAAGAAACAAAAACCUCAAACGCCGUGACGAGACGUCAGUAGCUGAAAAAGUUGUCUGUUGUCUUUAAAAGGAAAAGGUGGACGGAGUUGGUAGUUGUGAACCUGGUCCAGAUGAAGAGCUCAGAUAGAAAAGUAAGAGACGUUUGGACUGUUAUUCUCUACUGUUGGUCUUUCCACCAUGUGUUAUUAAUUAUAGCUGAAUAGACUGCUGUCCUCGUCCACUUGUCCUCCCUCCUUCCUGUCCUCGUCCACUCGUCCUCCCUCUUUCCUGUCUUCAUCCAUAUGUCCUGCCUCCUCCCUGUCCUCGUCCUCUCCAGUCUUUUCUCCACUGCCUCCUCCUGAACUCUAACAGCUGUGACGUGGAACCAAAGCUGUUCUCCGUGGGACAGAACCAGUCCCAGUGUAGGACACAGUCCACUGACCCAAAAAUGACCGCAGCAACAAAACAUUUGUUUACAGAGGAGUGAGGAGGACCUGAGUGGUCAUCGUCUUCUCUGACGCUCGUGGUCGGUGUUGGCUAACGAGGAGCAGCUGAUUGGCUGACUAAGCUCAUUCUUGUAGCCGUUUGCUAACAUGUAGCAUCUCCUCCAGUCAUUGACACCUGUGUUUGUCCACGGUGUCUGAGUCCAGCUGAGGUCAGAACAGACUACAGCCACCACCCCUCUGUCUGUGUCUGUGUCUGUGUCUGUGUCUGUGUGUCAGUGUCAGUGUGAAGCUUCUGUUAAGAGAA